Molecule: messenger RNA, 831 nt
Organism: Salvia hispanica
Lineage: Eukaryota; Viridiplantae; Streptophyta; Magnoliopsida; Lamiales; Lamiaceae
Source: RefSeq, a predicted model, not a curated record
ACUUUGCAAAUAACUCUGUACAAUCCAACAAAUUCAAAAAUCAAUUGAAUUCCAUUCCCCAAACCCAAAACGAAGAAAAAUAUCUGCAUCAAUUAGUAAGCCAUGUCUACUGGAGCUGCCGGCGAUGGCUUCUUCCGGAGCCUUCUCGAAGGCUGCAUUACCGCCGCGGACACCGGGAUCCAGCGGCGCCCCUACCACCGCAACUGUGGCUGCGCUCUCCACAACUCCGCCGGCCACUGCCCCCACCGCUCCAGAUACGACAAGGUCUCCUACCCGAUCCGCCGCUCCUGGAGUGAAGGAUCGUUCUCGCUGAUCGGCCAGUCCUCGCUGUCUCCGUCCUCCUCCCCCGCCUCCGCGUCGGCGGAGAUUCCGAGGACAGCGUCGCAGUUGGCGCUGUACAGAGCAGCAGAGGAUGAUGAGGUGUACUGAUCAGGAUGCAUGCCAUAGAGCUUGAGCACAAGAUGGAGUGAAUUGCUGCAUAUGAUCAUCUAUCUAGAAGGGGCAGAAUCGUGAACUAGAGAAGGAGCAACCCUAGGGGUUGGCACAGGCCGCCCUAUAAAUAGAAUGAGACACACGUCCACAUUUAGACCACUUGGAGAUUAGCUACCUUCAGAGCUUUAGUUAGUUAGCUUUCGCUUGAAGUUUCUGGCCACCUGCAUGAAGAAAGUCCAUCGUCCGUUUCAACCAAUUUGCCACCGUAGUUUCAGAAAUUUAUUCAGUUUCUGAGAGCCAAAUAAUCUUUUACUUGCUUUGUUUUAUGCUUUCUAAAGUUUUGACACUUGUUUUACCUUGCAUUCAACACCGCUCUUAGUUUAACUCUUGUUGGAGACA